Clonostachys rhizophaga is the source of this 1485-nucleotide messenger RNA. NCBI's taxonomy places the organism in Eukaryota, Fungi, Ascomycota, Sordariomycetes, Hypocreales, Bionectriaceae. The record is from the annotation of a GenBank genome assembly.
AUGUCGCAAGCCUCGGGCUCAAUGUCGCAGACCGGCGACGCCUCACCUGCACAACAACCGACAGCUCCGAGUCUGGAACCCGAAGCUGCGACCGAGGAAAUAGUCACCGAGGAAGAUGAAUGGGAAUACGAGUAUUCGGCGACGGAAACAGAGACGUACUACUUGACUGUCGAGCUCUCCUACCCCGAAUUCAAAGGCCAGGCCGCCAAAAGCCCUCACCACAGUCGCGGCGGUUAUUAUAAACAUUGGCUUGGGAGGAAGCAAUCGUACAUCGAGACUUCGGCUGGCUCCGAGUUCGGCGGCGAUGCUCUCGACCGGGAUAAGAACAAGAGCAGCAACAUCGAUAAUAACGAUAAUGAAGAUAACGCACCCGACCAGCCUGCCCCGCCACAAGCCGACGUGGCUCGGGACACAAACCCUGGACAGACGGCGGAAGAUGCGACUGCGGCUGGGGAUGACAGUUUAGAUAUUGACCCAGCCCUCUUCGCUCCACAUAGGGACUUACGACCUGGGCGGGACGACAACGGGCCUGGAAACAAUGGAGAGGGUGAUAAUAUAGAAGGCCCUAGAGCGGAUAUCCAAGCUAGGGAGGAAGCAGAGAAUGGGGAGGACGAAGAAGACCAGCUCAUGGCAGGUGACGAGGCACUCGAGGAUAUCCAGAUUCUCGACCUGCACUCCGACCACCCUGUGAUUUCCUACCGGGGCCGAGUCUUCGAAGGCCAAUGGGCAGAGGUUAUUGGGACAGAAGCUAUAUUCGCCCGCCGCAACCCCAACGCGAAGCCGCCGCUGCCCGCCCUUCGGAACCUACCGGAGAAUGUCGACUUUCUGGCGGCGAGCGCUUCGCGAAUACUCACCAAGGAGAAAAUCAUGAAGCCUAGAAAGCCUAUUGAAGAUUCACUCGCGGCCAUACGAAAAGAAUGGAACAUCAAAAUCCCACGCGGCAGGCACAAGAAUGGAGAGAAGAUGAAGCAGGUCCACUUCCUCGAAAGGUUGAUUGCGCUCAAGAUGAAGAAGGGCGAGACGGACAAGGUCACGGUUUUUGCAAAGGAUGGCGCGGGCAAGGAUUUCAGGGACGACCGAGAUCCUGAGUUUCGCCCGAGGAGGAAAAGGGCUCAGAGGAUACGGGCCGGCUCAGAGAGCGGCGAGGAGACUGGAAACAAGAGGAAGCGGUCGGGCAGACCUCGUGGGAGACCCAGAACCAGGGUCGGCAGCGAGCCUAGGGGUCUUCUACAUCGAGAUAUCGAGGCCGGUGGGCUCUCUCAACCGACACCAAGCCGCUGGGAGGAUUUGGAAAGUGGUGAGGAUGUGGUGGAUGAGGACGAGGAGGAAAUUGGGGAUGCCGAUUCGAGCGACUAUGACAUGUCUGAAGGUAGCCGCAGAAGUGACGGGAGCAACCAGAGUGACACACACGAUGAGGAUAAUAGUGAUGGUGCUGGUGAUGCAGACCCAGCAGCCGAUUACGAGGACAUCACUAUGGCAGAGUAA